UGUCAUUUGAUUGGCUUAUUACCGUAAAGCUGCCAUUAACCCUUCUCCUUGCGUUGUGGAUCUUUUGUGAUAAGAAUAACAAAAUAGCCUUUUAUUAUCGUAGAUACUGUCACAUUUAGCAAUUAGCACCUCCUUGUCUUAUGAAGGUCUUUUGUAUUCCUGUAGAUAGUAUUAUGAUCUGCUGCAUCCUUUGUCUGUUUGAAAAGUAGUCACUGAGUAUUAUGAUCCAUCAUUUAGAAAGUGAUGCCUUUUUUGACAAUGGUGGAUUGGGCUAGGAUAUCCUUAGUCCUCGGAUUACCCAUCUUUGGGAUAAACUUCGUUAUAACUUGAUGGAUAAUUUAUAACUUCGUUAGCUUAUGGAUGCUGAAGUGGUGUUUGAAUGACCAUAAUUGUAUCUAAUUUUGUUGAUUUACAGGAUUUUGAAGUGAACUUUUUCGUACUUCUGGCCUUUUUGUUAUGUCUUUAAUCAAUUUCAUUAGUUGAUUCCUUCAUGUCACUUCUUAAUAAAUGAUAUUAGGAUGAAUCAGUUGAUAUUUCUAAUGUGAUCACUUGAUUCCUAUUAGUAGAGAAAUUCAGAAAUGUGAUUGUCAGAUUGCAUUGUUGGGUGAAUAAGCAUUAACAGUAAUUCCUGCAGUAUUAGCUAUGUACAUGUAUUGUGAAAUUGUCUACCAGUAGGGAAUGAAGAAAUAGGUGAAAGAAGAAUAGUUACUGACAAGGAAAGAAAAGAGGAAGAAGAAUAGACUGAGAAAAGAGAAUCCACUUAGUGGCAGAGAGAUAUGUAUGCUAAGGUUCGGAGGAAUGAGAAAGAAAAAAACCACGGUUAAACGUAGACCUGCAUCGCGACAAUGCAGGCCGGCUCUGUACCCAUCGCAGUCUUACCAUGUGGCGAUUCCCAGGAAGAAGAUAGAUCAACUGAAUAAAUAUUGUUCCAAAUCUUUGGAGAAGGAAGAGGACUAUCAUGAGGCAACCUGUUCUAUUUGUAUGGAGUAUCCUCACAAUGCUAUUCUCCUACUUUGUUCUUCUCACAACAAGGGUUGUCGUCCCUACAUGUGCGCUACCAACCAUCGAUAUUCAAAUUGCUUUGACCGAUACAAAAAGGGUGAAAGUAAGUUCACGGAACUUCUAUGCCCACUUUGCCGGGGACAAGUGAAAAGUUGGACCGUGGAUGAACAAGUGCGUCAAUAUUUGAACAAUAAAGUGAGAAUUUGCAUGCAAGAUGACUGCUCAUUUGUGGGUACUUACAAGGAGCUUAGGCAACAUAUGAGAGCAGUUCACCCAUUAGUGGGACCCCGACAAGUGGACCCCGUGCAUGAACAAAACUGGAAGAAGAUGGAACAUGAGAGAGAGCACGAUGAUGUGAUAAGUACGAUCAGGUCAUCGAUGCCCGGUGCGGUGAUUGUGGGAGAUUACAUCAUAGAUAACCGUGGCCCGGUCCCUGGAUUCAUCUGGCGUGGUACGUAAUCUUAUCCCUAGGGAAUGUUUAACUUAAAAAAAAAUUAAUGCAGGAGCUUUCUAGAGAUCGAUCAUACCUAGUAGCCUGGAUGUGGAGUCCUGAAGAGAGGCUUUGACAUUUCUCAAUAUGCAUUUCAAUUUUUAGCCAUGAUAUUCUAAUCAAAAGAUUGAUCUAGCUGCUUCUUGUUUUUUUUUUUUUUUUGCUCUUUCUUCUAAUUCUUUCUUUGUUGGCAUUUAAAUAUGUUUGUUAUUCAUUCACGACCUUAUAUUACAUCCCUAAUAUGUUAGUUUGUUGGAUUUACAUAAUUGAUCUCAUCAUAGGGACAUGAAGAUUUAUUGGUGACAUAGCAAUUAAUAAUAGUAGAACUUUUAUCGUUCAUUUGGUAGCAAAUGAGUGUAAAUA
Messenger RNA from Camellia sinensis, 1855 nucleotides. NCBI's taxonomy places the organism in Eukaryota, Viridiplantae, Streptophyta, Magnoliopsida, Ericales, Theaceae. The record is from RefSeq and is a predicted model, not a curated record.